This is a messenger RNA of Talaromyces stipitatus ATCC 10500, 7815 nucleotides long. Its product is annotated as polyketide synthase, putative. Gene Ontology annotation, biological process: fatty acid biosynthetic process; secondary metabolite biosynthetic process. Gene Ontology annotation, molecular function: fatty acid synthase activity; oxidoreductase activity; 3-oxoacyl-[acyl-carrier-protein] synthase activity. NCBI's taxonomy places the organism in Eukaryota, Fungi, Ascomycota, Eurotiomycetes, Eurotiales, Trichocomaceae. The record is from RefSeq and is a predicted model, not a curated record. Bases 1 to 7815 code for a protein of 2604 amino acids. The transcript is spliced from 15 exons.
AUGGCCGUGCAAGAAUUAACUGAAGAUGCCUCAAUGCCUAUUGCAAUUGUUGGCAUAGGGUUCCGAGGUCCUGGUGAUGCAACUAAUGUGGAAAGUCUGUGGAAGAUGAUUUCAGAGGGCCGAGAGAGUUGGUCCAAGAUUCCCAAAGAUAGGUGGAACCAUGACGCAUUCUAUCAUCCUGAUGCAAAUAGGCACGGAACUUACAAUGUCACUGGUGGUCAUUUCUUGCAGCAAGAUGUAUCACAAUGGGAUGCACCGUUCUUUCAAAUGUCAGCUGCUGAAGCGGCAGCUCUGGACCCUCAACAAAGACUUCUGCUGGAAUGCACCUAUGAAGCAAUGGAAAACUCUGGUACUACCAUGGAACAAUUUUGUGGUAGUGAUACCUCUGUUUUCGCUGGAGCUUUCACCACUGACUAUACCGAUAUUCUUUGGAGAGAUCCCGAAUCAACACCAAUGUAUCAGUGCACAAAUUCUGGGCAGUGUCGAUCAAACAUUGCAAACAGACUAUCCUACUUUUUUGAUCUCCACGGCCAGAGCGUAGAUGUAGACACGGCUUGUUCAACCAGUCUUGUAGGAUUGCAUCUUGGCUGCCAGAGUCUGCGGACUGGUGAAGCUAAAUUAUCCGUGGUGGCGGGAGUGAAUGUUAUUCUGAGCCAUGAGGCAUGGGUUACCAUGAGUAUGAUGAGAUUUCUGUCUCCCGAUGGACGGUGCUACUCAUUUGACGAGCGUGCGAAUGGGUACGCACGUGGAGAAGGCGUCGGCGUUCUCCUACUCAAACCACUAAGUGACGCACUGCGUGAUGGUGAUACCGUUCGCGCUGUUAUUCGGGGAACCGGUGCUAGUCAAGAUGGCAGAACUCCCGGAAUAACCAUGCCCAACGGCGUGGCUCAAGAAAGGUUGAUAAGAGGGGUGUACGAAAGGUCCGGGCUCAAUCCUUUGGGAACAAGCUAUGUCGAGUGCCAUGGAACUGGGACUCAAGCCGGUGAUCCAUUGGAAACGCGAGCAGUCUCUCGUGUCUUUUGUGAAGGCAGGGAAGCUAACAACCCCGUACGGAUCGGAUCUGUGAAAACGAACGUUGGCCAUCUGGAGGCAACCAGUGGAGUAGCAGGGGUGAUAAAAGCUGUUCUCAUGCUCGAAAACAAAGUCUACCUACCGAACAGGAAUUUUCAGAAAGCGAACCCUAGAAUUCCGCUCGAGGAGUGGAAGCUUAAGGUUCCGUUGGCCGUGGAACCUUGGGAUGGGCCAUUACCCCGUCGCGCCUCCGUUAACAGCUUUGGAUACGGCGGAGCGAUUGCCCAUGUUAUUCUCGAGAGUGCGAAAGAUUAUUUGACACUACGAGGUUACCAUGGACAUUUCAGGACAACCAAAUCCCUAGUUACUUUGCAGUUGAAGUCAGAAUAUACGAAUGGUCACUCCAAUGGUACUACAAAUGGGCACGGGAAUGGUAUCAUCAAUGGCUAUUCGAACGGUAUUACCAAUGGGCAUCCUAACAGUGCUGUCAAUGAUCACUCCAAUGGCAAUGGUUGGAAAGAAAAUUCCCACAAUCUACCAGAAGAAGACUCCGCUCGUCUCUUCGUGCUCUCCAGCUUCGACGAAUCCACCAGCAAGCGGCAAGUUGAAAACUUUCGGCAGUACCUUCAAGAGCGAGUGGAUGAUGUGGGCCCCGACUUUCUACAAAAUUUGGCAUACACUCUCAACGAGCGAAGGACUCAUCACAUGUGGAAAACAGCAGUAGUUGGGCGGUCAACAACAGAUUUAGUCUAUUCACUGGAGAAUGGAGCAACCUUCAGCAGCAGUGGGAAUAAAAAGAGAAAGUUGGGAUUCGUCUUCACAGGCCAAGGUGCACAGUGGUGUGGUAUGGGUAAGGAAUUAAUAUCAACAUAUCCUCUUUUCCGGGCCUCUCUGGAGAGGGCUGCCGCCUGUCUUAAAGAUGUCGGGGCACCGUUUGACGUUAUCACUGAGCUUACUAGAGAUCCCGAAGGCUCCAGCAUUAACCGUGCACUAUACAGUCAGCCUCUUUGCUCAGCUGUCCAAAUAGCUCUGGUCGACUUACUUACCUCUUUUGGCAUCAAGCCAAGUUCAGUAACCGGACAUUCUAGUGGCGAGAUUGCCGCUGCUUACACCAUCGGAGCUUUGAGUCUCGAGGAUGCUAUGCACGUUGCAUAUUUCCGAGGUGUUGCUUCUACGAGCCUCGCACAGAAAGGUAUCUUCAAAGGAUCAAUGAUGGCUUUGGGACUCUCAAAAGAAGACGCUAUUCCUUACCUAGCCAGACUGACAAAAGGAAAGGUAGUGGUGGCCUGUUCAAACAGUCCAUCAAGCGUUACAAUUUCUGGGGACGAGACUGCGAUCGAUGAAUUGCUCGUGAUUAUGGAAGAAGAUAAGAUAUUUGCGCGAAAACUUAUCGUUGAGGUCGCAUAUCACUCACACCAUAUGGCCGAGGUUGAAAAAGAAUACCGGGAUGCUCUCUCUAACAUCAAGGUCCAAACCAAUAGUGAAGGAGAGUUCUUUUCAUCCGUCACGGCUCAAAAGGCUGUUGCAUCUGAAUUAGGACCUGAUUAUUGGGUUUCCAACAUGCUCAACGAAGUAAAAUUCAGCGAGUCAUUACAGCAGCUUUGCUUGGAUACAUCAUCCGGGAAAAAGACACAAAAGCGCAACCAGCAAUCACAAAUCGACGAUAUUAUUGAAAUUGGGCCCCAUUCAGCGCUUGCUGGUCCAAUUAAGCAAAUCAUUCGGGCAAACGAAAAACUCAGUUCCAGUUCCAUCGCUUAUCAUUCAGUCCUCACGCGAAACAAGAGUGCAGUGGAUACAGUUCUAAAACUAGUCUCGUCGCUUUUUACUCUUGGAUAUCCAGUAGAUCUAUCCACUGUUAAUCGCAUGUCUAGCACAGAGAAGCUCUCCGUACUAGUUGACCUUCCUCCAUAUUCCUGGAACCACAGCAACACUUACUGGCAUGAAUCUUGGAAAAGCAAAGCAUAUAAGAAUCGACCAUUUCCAAGAACAGAUCUGCUUGGUGCUCUUGAGAGAACGUGUAGCCCCAUGGAACCCCGCUGGGCAAACCACAUCCGGCUUUCUGAGGUUCCGUGGGUUCGUGAUCAUGUUAUUCAAGCAAAUAUUGUCUAUCCAGCGGCUGGGUACCUUGUCAUGGCUAUCGAAGCAGCAACUCAGCGCGCCAUUCAGAGGUCAGUACCUACGAUAGCCGGCUAUAACAUUCGAGAGGUGGUCAUAGGAGCUGCCCUUGUCAUCCCUGAAAACCCUGGAGAGGUUGAGGUGUCUGUGACCUUGAAGUCCUAUUCGGAUAGCAUGAUUUCUCCGUCAGACCUAUGGGAUGAAUUUAUUGUCUCAUCUGUUAGUGGCGAUGACCGUUGGACUGAGCACUGUCGCGGACUCAUAGCUAUACAAACGCCACCUAAGUCAGCAAAUGUUAUUGAUGGAGAAUCUCAGAAGGCCGGUGACCGAAAGAAUCUUGUUUCAAUGAUUGAUCGAUUUAACGAAGAAUGCCAGAAGGAAAUCAACGUCGCGCAGUUUUACCAAACAAUCGCCAAGCUUGGUCUUGAAUACGGCGAAACAUUUGCUUGUAUGUCAGAGGCACGAGCCAGUCCCGGUUGUUGCGUGGGCUCCAUCAAAAUCCCCGACACUGCUGCUGUAAUGCCUCAAAAGUACCAAUUUCCCUUCGUUGUCCAUCCUGCCACACUUGACAGUCUGUUCCACACCAUUUUCGUCUCUCUAGAUGCAGAUGAAAUGAAAGAUCCUGCAGUGCCCGUAUCCGUGGAGCACAUCUAUAUUUCCAACAGCAUCACGUCAACACCUGGGGAAGAACUGGUUGCCUACACUUCUACGGAGAAAAAGGAUCCUCGGACUGUCUCUGCCUCUCUUACCGUUCUAAGUGCUCACCAAGGGGCCGAAAGCGAUCCCGUUAUUACUAUUCGAGGAAUCAACUGUACGACCCUGGGAGUAGCGGAAUCCCAAGACGCUUCCUCUGAGAGCCAAUCUCGUGCAUACAACUUCGACUGGAAGCCAGAUAUUGAGAUGCUCUCUGGAGAGAGUUUAGCAACCGUAAUCCGGUCUGGGCCGUCUGUCCAAUCGUUAAAUAUUCGUCAUAGAUUUGAGGUGGCGGCAUUCUAUCUUUUGAAAUCAGUCAUUGAGGGUAUGAAAGGCAGUCUAUCUUCAAUUACGACAUCCUACCAGCAGGAUCUCUGGGACUUGGUAGAUCGUGUUGUCAAAAAGACUGUUGAGGAAAACCAGAGUAGCUUAGCUGAGAUUUGGAUCUCGGCCGGCAAAGAUGAACAAAAUGUUUUUCUGGACAAAAUUAAGGCCUAUGGCCAUGAGGGCCGCACCCUUCUCCAUAUUGGUAAAAGAUUGCCUAGCUUAUUGCGAGGUGAACUGGAGCCAUCAUCAUUACUAAGUGAGAUUGAAUUAUCAGGGUUUUUCAGUUCCUCAGAUACAUUUAUAAAUAGCUCGACGGUGGCAAAAUAUUUAGAGCUCCUAGCUUUUAAGCAGCCUAAUGUCUCCAUCUUGGCUUGUGGCAAGCUAUCUGGGUUCCUUUCCAUCCCGGUUCUUGCAGCAUUGGAUUCCAAGGCAGGACAAUUGCCUUAUUUUUCGAAAUUUGAAUAUGCAGACGAUGAUUUUGACCUCAGUGACCUAGUGAAGGCAAAAUGUUCCAGAUGGAACGGUUUAAUAUCGCGCAAGGAACUGGAUAUCGCGGUUGAUCCUUCAAAGCAGGACAUUGCACUAGGGUCGUACGAUGCUUUGAUUGUCUUCCAAUCCCUUGGAUCUGAAAACUUAGUCAGAAGUACUCUUGAAAAUGCCCAUAAACUUCUGAAGCCCGGCGGAAAAUUGCUUUUGGUCGGCCGGCCUAUGAAGUCUCUCAUCGUUUCAACCAUGUUUGGGUUUUUACCCAGCCUACUACCCGCGAAAGGAAAAUCAGAUAACGGAGAUGCUAUUGUUUCGCGUGAAGUUUGGACAGAUAUUCUGUCAGAAACUCGUUAUUCAGAGGAUGUUAUCAUUCCUAACGGCACAGAUACGACCAAACAUGCCGCCGCCUUUCUGACAGCACUACCAACUAAGCCAAGCGCGCCAAAGUAUCCAAACACCCUUGUCAUCUGGGAUGGAGCUGAAAAAAGUAUAUCUACUCGGACUCUUCAGGAGCAACUGAACGCUCACCACAUAGACGUCGAUAUCUCCUCGUUUCAGACUGCCAAGCCACGUAAAGAUCAAGUCUGCAUUGUGCUUAGUGAUCCAUCAUCACAAACCUUGAUUAACACUUCAGAUAUUCAGUGGGACGUCUUGAAAACCAUAUUCCUCGAAAGUGGGGGUGUGAUCUGGGUUACUCGCGGAGCCACUAUAUUGUCUUCGGACCCCAGUAGCAAUCUUAUAUCAGGCAUUGCAAGAACAGUCCGCUCUGAAAACGGCGAAUCUCCAAUUCUAACAUUAGACCUUGACUCUGCCACACUGUUAGAUGAUGCCAAAACAGCACAACUCAUCGUUACCUUAUUCGAGCGUCACUUCCAAUUUGGGUCAGCACCCAAGGGCAUAGAACCUGAAUAUGCCGAAAGGAAUGGUACCCUCAUGAUCCCAAGGCUGAUUGAAGAUAGCCAACUUGUGAAAUUCAUAACUAAUACGACGGCUGAACCCAAACCCGAGCUCCAGCCCUUCCGACAGCCAGGAAGACCACUUCGCAUGCAUGUGGGUACUCCAGGGUUGCUAGACAGUAUCUAUUUUGUGGAUGACAAUAGAUUUGACGAUGGUUUGCCAGCGGAUUGGGUCCAAAUGGAAGUUAAAGCCACUGGGUUUAAUUUCAAGGAUGUCAUGACUGCUUUGGGUCAGAUUCAGCUCAAAAGCCUUGGUUGGGAGGCGAGUGGUGUGGUGACAGCAAUUGGCAAAGAUAUUACUCAUGUGCAAGUUGGAGAUAGGGUUCUAUCCUACGGUGCCGGACUUUUCAGUACCGAUUAUCGUGGACCAGCCGAUCGUUUUCAUAAGAUUCCCGAACAUCUGUCUUUUGAAAGAGCUGCAUCACUUCCUGUGACGUACGCGACUGCAUACUAUUCAUGCCAUUACAUCGCAAGAUUACAGAAGGGAGAAACUGUACUGGUGCAUGCUGCAAGUGGCGGACUUGGCCAAGCUAUUAUUGAACUUUGUCAGCUAGUCGGCGCAGAAGUUUAUGCCACCGUUGGUACAGCGGAUAAGAAGCAAUUCCUGAUGCAUUACUUCAAAAUUCCCGAAGACCAUAUUUUCUUCAGCAGAAAUGGUAGUUUCGCAAAGGGAGUGAAACGAAUGACAAAAGGUAGAGGCGUGGACGUUAUCAUGAAUUCCCUGGCUGGAGAAAAUCUUCGUCUCACAUGGGAUUGUAUCGCUCCCUGGGGUCGCUUUGUCGAGCUUGGUCAGAGGGAUAUCAUGAUCAACACUCGCCUCGAAAUGAAGCCGCUAAGCAGAAAUACAACUUUCGCAGGAUUCUUGCUUGAUGACCUAUUUGAGCAGAGACCGGAAGUAGCAAGCAAGGUCAUUGCGGAGGUCAUAGACCUUUUCCGCACUGAAGCGAUUCGGGGGCCAGCCCAGGUUCACAGUUAUCCAAUCUCCGAAGUUGAACAGGCCCUACGCACAAUGCAGACCGGUGGUCAUAUGGGAAAACUUGUUGCCAUUAACAGUCCUCAAGACAUGGUCAAAGUAGUUCCCCAAGAUAAUACCAAGUCCUUACUUCACGCGAAUGCAUCUUACAUGUUGGUUGGCGGGUUGGGAGGCAUAGGCCGCGCUACCGCUCUUUGGAUGGCUGAUCAUGGGGCGACCAAUCUCAUCCUUGUCAGUCGUAGCGGUCCAAAUAAUGUUGACGCCAAAGACACAGUGCGGGCUCUCGAGUCUAAGGGGGUUAAAGCUGCCGUUUACAGUUGUGAUAUCACGGACUUCGCCCAGGUGAAGUCAACUAUCGCGCUUGCUAAACAAGAUAUGCCCCCAAUUAAAGGAGUUAUUCAGGGGGCAAUGCUACUUCGGGAUACUUUGUUCCAAAAUAUGACCCUGGAAGAUUAUAAAGCAGUUUUGUAUCCAAAGGUGCAAGGAACAUGGAAUCUACAUAACCAUCUACCGAAAGAUAUGGAUUUCUUCAUCAUGGAGUCCUCGGUAAGCGGAAUUAUUGGAAAUGCAACCCAAGCUGCGUAUGCAGCCGGAAACACCUUCCUAGAUUCGUUCGCAAGCUAUCGAAACUCUCAAGGACUCCCCGCGACAACGAUUGAUCUGGGUGCAAUUUCUGAUGUCGGUUAUCUUGCAACAAACUCGGAUCUCAGAGAGGCCAUGCAACGACAAGGCUUUGAGCUCACAGACAAAAAGACGCUUAUGAGCCUUAUCCACUUUGCAAUCGAAAAUCCACGUCGACCAGCACUUCUCUCGCAAUGUGUCACUGGUCUUGGCGUUUGGAAUGAGGGUAACUCGCUUGACUCGCUUAAUCUCCCGUUGUUUGCACACUUCCGCAGUCUCACAUCCCAAGGCUCCGGUGAUGUCGAAGCCGCAGGUUCCGCCGGACAACUGCGAAAGAACCUACGCAAAGCAACCAGCUUGGAAGAUGCAUCAGAACUUAUCUGUACGGCUCUAAUCAGCAAGAUCGCAUCUCGCGCGGGGGUUGGCGUUGAGCAUGUCAAUGUUGGCAACCCUAUAUCAGACUACGGCAUUGACUCACUUGUGGCUGUAGAAAUUCGGAAUUGGAUUUCAAAGGAGAUGAACUCGACAAUUCCUAUCUUAGAGUUGUUGGCAAAUACACCACUAAGUCAACUGGCCACCAAGAUUGCUCAGCGAUCAAGGUUAGUUCAGCUCAACGAGGCGGAGAAGGUGUAG